AUGGUGGAUAUCUUUGCUGCCUUGCACUACACGGAGGAAAGGCAGAAGGAUCUAGCCGUAGUCCAAAUUAACGCUUUCAGCGAUGCAGUAGAGAAGGCAAAACGAGUGGAAAGCGCCAGGCUCCAAGUGAGGAACUUCCAAGCUAAAAAGCGAGGAUUUCCUGGUAGCGGUUCUGGACAGGGUGAUAAGAGUACCCCUUCCAAGUUUGGAUGGGAAACCGGAGGUGGAAGGCAGCCGGGAGUAGCGAGAGGGGCUCAGUCCAAAGAUGGCCAAGCUGGGCGAGGCCAAAGAGGAAAUUUCCAGGGGGGCUCAGUUUCUGUAUCUCGCGGUCCCUGUGGGCAUUGUGGGAAGUCAAACCACACAGAAGACAAUUGCUGGAGGAAAGAAGGGAAAUGUUUACGCUGCGGAAGCGCAGACCACCAACUUGCCACUUGCCCAGUUCUAAAGCAAGAUGGAAAGCGAAGCCAACAACCGCCGAGAACCAAUUCUGGACCAACUAAGAGAGAAGGGACUAAACUCAAGGUGCCGGCUCGAGUGUACUCACUAGAGCCACAGCAGGUCUCAGACUCUUCCGAGGUCAUAGAAGGUACGAUCCCUGUAUUUCACCGAUUUACGAAGGUCUUAGUAGAUCUCGGUGCCACCCAUUCCUUUGUUAACCCUAAUUUCAUGUGUGAUAUUGAUAUCAACCCUGCUAGUUUACCUUAUGACCUAGAAGUUAGUACCCCCACUGGGGACCAUCGUUUGAUCACUAGCAUGGUUUAUAAGGACUGCGAGGUUUAG
Messenger RNA from Coffea arabica (coffee), 780 nucleotides. NCBI's taxonomy places the organism in Eukaryota, Viridiplantae, Streptophyta, Magnoliopsida, Gentianales, Rubiaceae. The record is from RefSeq and is a predicted model, not a curated record.